Messenger RNA from Mixia osmundae IAM 14324, 4859 nucleotides. RefSeq lists its product as uncharacterized. Gene Ontology annotation, molecular function: DNA binding; zinc ion binding; protein binding. Gene Ontology annotation, cellular component: nucleus. The record is from RefSeq and is a predicted model, not a curated record. Lineage: Eukaryota; Fungi; Basidiomycota; Mixiomycetes; Mixiales; Mixiaceae. Gene Ontology annotation, biological process: DNA-templated transcription; regulation of DNA-templated transcription; signal transduction. The transcript has 8 exons. The coding region runs from base 57 to 4859 and encodes 1600 amino acids.
CGGUGACAGGAGACAAGACAAGAGACAAGCUUGCCGCCGCGCAGUAUAGAGGCACAAUGAGUGUCAGGCCAGCUUCACAGAUAGACUCAUCGCCGCCGGCUGAGCGAUCAGGCCCAAGCCUGCAGACCAACUUCUUUGCUCAAGAGAGUGCCGGGCCCAGCACCUCUGCAGGCUCUGCACAGGAGGGAGACGAGUCGGACUACAAGCCUCGGAAGCGCAGGCAACCUGCGCUGUCGCGGUUCGAGGCAUGCAAACGCUGCCGAGCUCGCAAAGUCAGAUGCGACACCGUCAGACCGGCCUGUGGCCCUUGCUUGCGCUCGGCCAACGCGCAAGGCAUCGAUGUCCAUCUGGUCAUGUGCGAGUAUGACAAGCCAACGACAAACACGCCUGCACUCUUUCAUCCUAUGCCUCCCGGACCACCUUUGGGCGUUCAGAGUCAAGAGUCAGUCCGGCAAUUGACCACUUCCGCGCUAUACCCAUUAGAGCAAAAGAUUGCAUCAUUAGAACACGAGCUGGCCCAGUACCGUGCACAGGCUCCUGGCGUUCCUCCUUUCGGUCUGCCGCCCAUGACAAACGUCGCGACACAUGUCACGCAAAACUACAUCUUUCCGCCCAAUGCGCCCAUAUCCGCGGAGCCACCUUUUAUGAACGAGAUGCUCUAUCCCGCUUGGCCACCCUCGCUACCCAGCCCGCCAUUGGUGAUAUCCCUUUGCACUGCAUUCUUCUCGAAGCCCCACGUCUGCGGACAUACAAUCAAUAGAGGCAGAUUUCUGUCGUCGCUUAACCUCUUGCCGACUCAUCCUGACUUUCCACAUACUUGCUUGAUACAUGCAGUUUGCUGCGUUGGAUCCAUGCUGGUCUCCCCACACGCGUUCAAUCUCUCGAGAGAACCGUAUUGGCAACGUCAGCACGAUAGAUCGCCUGCAGACUACCAUGCACGCGUGGCUACAGAGACUUGGGACAACACGCUCGUACGCGGUGCGAAGCUUUUCCACGUAGCACAAGCCAUGUGCAUCAUCUGCUACUACACGUACUCUCGAGCAAAGUUUGUAGAAGUGUGGCUUUGGUCGGGUGUAGCGACCCGGCUAUGCACUCCACUAGGUCUCAACAAUCUGCAAAGACUAGAAUUCACGCGUGGCCAAGAUAUACGAGAUCGCCUGCGAAAGACGAAUUACUUGGCGCCAACAACAGAUCGCUAUGCCCAUCACGAACGAGCAGAAACAUUCUGGAUGUCAUUUCUUUGCGACAGAUUUGCGAGCGCCAAUACUGGCUGGGCCUCCGCAAUCGAUGAGGCAGAUGUGACGACGCUCUUGCCUGCACAAUACGCAGAGGCGCUCGAGCGCACCAGAGAGGACGUAGCAGUCGCAGCGCUAUCCAUCCACUCGUCAACCUUCUUCACAAGUCAUCCCGACGGACUCGUCGGUCCUCGUCAGCUCAAUAUCAAAGCUUUUGUCUUGUUGGGUCGGGUGGUCAACUUCGUCCAACGACUGCCUGCGCCUUUCGGACAUGGCGAGCCUGUGCCUGGGAGGCCGAAGUACGAUUACACAGCCGGCGUAGAGUUCAACAAGCUCGACGCAGAAGUCGUUGCGUUCCGACUCAGUUUCCCACCUGCGUACCGUCACUUCGCUCAAGCUUUGGGCGGCGCAGCCGCCACUAUCGACAUUGAGCUCGUCACUGCCCACGCCGUGCCCCAUUGCUGCACAAUGAUCUUACACGAGCCCUUUGUCAGCGCGCGUGAGCAUGAUCUGGCUAUGCGACGAUGCUUGCUCUCAGCGCGUGCGAUGUUGGCAAUGAUUCAGACGCUGCGCAACUCAUCCUUCGAGCUGGGCCUGCUUACGCCCUAUGUCGUCUUCUGUUGGUCGGUAGCCGGCAGGACGCUCAUCAGAGAGUUUGCAAUCAAGACUUCGCGAAGACUGCCGGCGGAUGACGUCGCGGCAGAAGUCAAUCUCGUCAUACAAGCAUUGGAACUUUUCGGCAUGCACUGUCCGCUCGGUAACGUCGUAGCUCAGACGCUGCGCCGUCUUUUUGCAGACCACGAGAGCUGUAUACCGAAGGACGAUGCGGCUUCUGCGGUCAAUGUGUCUACGAAUAUCGAGUACUGGCGAGAUCGUGAGGGACAAACCAUCCAGCCGCAGGCUCAGAUGGAGCCCUCACUCGUACAAACACCACACGGAGGACCACCACACUAUAACUUGACGCGCUAUGCGGCGUCCCUCGGUCCGCACACGCCGGCGCCCGAUCGCCCUCGAAGCGUCAACGGACGCGAUCUGUCGCAGAUCCUCUUUGAUCUCGAGCAAUCCUCGCAUUCACAAGCUCUCGAGCCCGGCCAGCUUCAAUCGCUGCUCGAUCACAUUGUUGUCGAACCCCACGUCCGUGCGGUGCGUUUCAACUCAGGCUGCGUCGUCCUGUGCGACUUGACGUCCAGUUCAGCCAUCAGCUCAAAAAUGUCAGAGGAUCAAUCGAGCUCGCCAGUAUCUGCUAGGUCGUUCCGCACGCCUGCCGAAUCGCAGUCGGAGGCCUCUUGGACUGAGCGUCGUCAAGACUCGCCCGUCAGUAGUCGAGGUCCCUUGCCAAUCCUCGCCCUCGAGCACUGGACAGUCAGCCAGGUAGAACGCUUCUUUGCGCACCAUGAUCUGGCAGCAGUCGGUGCCUUGUGUACCAAUCUUCAGAUUGAUGGCUCGUUGCUCGCUCACCUCGGGCAUGACGACCUCAAAGAACUUGGCAUCCUGAGCGUUGGCACACGCCUCAAAAUCCUCAGAGCAGUCUACGAUGUCAAGAUCGAAAGCUGUUCGGAGGUCGUAACAGGCGAUUGGUCACCGCCUUGUCCCUCGCUUGGGCCGCUUCGAUCGCAAAGAGAGUGUUAUAGUCCGCCCUCUACGCCGCCCGACCUCGUCUCACAUGACCAACAGCUGGUACUGAACGAGCUGUAUGGCUUGAGAGAGGAGAUACGGGAGCUCAAGGAGCUUGUCCGGCUAGCCCUGCCAAUUGAGCAUACCAGGGCGAUCUCGCCGGUUGCCGACGUCAAGCGGGCAGGUGUAGGGUGCAGUCAUCUGCCGCGGCUCAGUAAGGAGGAGCCUAGCUCGCCUGCCGAUCCGUCGCGCAGAGUGAACGCGCUUGGUGCAUCGCCAGAACCACCGCGUCAUAUCGACAGCCCUCGGCCAGUCAUCAACUAUACAGCUCCGCCUCAGACUCCGACAGCGAUAGACCAAAGUCCGCGUGCUCAAGUGUUCAGACAGAACGAGCAAUCAGCCAGGCCAGAAAAUCGCGCCGUCGAGAAAUUCCGCGCGAGUCCAGACAUGCGGCUUCCCUCGCCACGACAGAUGACACAAGCGGAACACGACCACACGAUCGAUACAAACAAGCCAGUCUCGAAGUUGUCACAGCUGACGCGUACCUUGCGAAUCGUGUCCAGCACCAAGACCGUCAGCCCUGUCUCGCCCGCUCUGCUAAGUGGCGGCAGCAGCAUGACCACUUGCGCACUGCAAGAGGCGCAGAUUGUCAAAUUCUCAACGGAGAAGCCGGCCCUUAAGCGUGCUCACAGUCUCGGCAAAAUGGGUGGUGGAAAUCUGCAGCUCAAUAGUGCAUCAAGCUCGAGCCCUUCGUCGCCUUGCUCGGUCUCACUCGGUCGCUCCAUGUCUGAGCGACAACCACUGCGCAGCUACUGGUAUGAACAGCGAUAUAUCCCAAAAUCAGCUCAAGCAAACUCGCUCACAUUCGACAACACCAAGCGAAUCGCUCGCUACGAGACUGACUUUGCUGGUCUGCGCAACAUUGCAAAGUCAGACGCGGCAAAGUCAUCGGAUCUGCAAGAAAUACUUCGGCAGAGUAAUUUUGCGGUGAGACCGAUGCGUAGUGCUCAGCAGUUCGCGCAUACUGCCCGACAAGCCAGAUCUGAGCCUAGCACGCCUCAAGCCGUUCCCGCACCUGCGCCUGCGCCGAGACUGAGCCGAUCAGCAUCAACAUCAGAGUCGAUAAGAGUCACAACGUCACCGACCGAGUAUCAGCCAGCAGAUCGUGAGAUACCACUCCUCAAAUCUGAGCAGACGCUACGACCCGUUGCCCAGCUCACUCGUAACGUGACGCUCUCUCGUCCGCGCGAAGCAGGCAAGCCUCGCGAAUCGCCUAGUCAUCACGACACGUGCUUUCAAAUCUUGCCUCUUGCACUCAAGAAGUACAACCUUCGCGGUGGCUGGCAAGAAUAUGUGCUCUUCAUACAGCAUGAUGGACCAGACGGGAAACCAAUGAAACGUUGUCUGUCGUACAAUGAGCGCCCUCGAGAAAUCUUUGAUCGUCUUAAGGAGCAGAACGCCAACCCGGUCUUCAGUAUCUCGCACCUACGCGAAAUGCGCUCUCCUGUUGCAGCACAUGGCGACGACACUCGUGUACGAGCCCCGCGGACGCCUCCAGCUCGCUCUGUAUCGUCCGCAACGCAACAUACACCAACUUCACCGAACGCGAUCGUUGUCUUCCCGCAUACCGCGAACAAGUCAGGCCAGAUUUCGCUCGACAUUGGCGAACGCUGCGAGAUUAUCGCAAGGGACGAACAUGGCAGCGUUUUAGUCCGCAAACGUUCGAGCUCCAACACUGGAUUGAUACCGUUGUCCUGCCUGCUGGAGCUCAAAACGGGCUUCGCUGAAAGCUGGUCCGAUGACCCAGAGGCAGUUCAAACUAAUUUUGUCAGAGGCAAAGCCGUGAUUCAUCUUGAUUGCGAGGGCGAGCACGAAGUCGGUCUACGUCAAGGCGAGCAAGUCCGCGUCUACUGCCGAGCUCAGCAUUGGCUAUACGUGGGCAAAGAGGACAAGACCGCUCGACCACGCAUGGGCUGGACACCUGCAUGGCUUGUAGAGCUGCUGGAGUAG